This is a messenger RNA of Trifolium pratense (red clover), 1074 nucleotides long. RefSeq lists its product as uncharacterized. Bases 112 to 963 code for a protein of 283 amino acids. Lineage: Eukaryota; Viridiplantae; Streptophyta; Magnoliopsida; Fabales; Fabaceae. The record is from RefSeq and is a predicted model, not a curated record. The transcript is spliced from 2 exons.
AUGGCUCAAUUCUUCACAUAUAUCUCACAUCAUAUCACCAAUAGCAAUUCUACUUAUCAUUCUCCAUAGACACCAACACCACCCAUACACAACUAUCUUCAAUAUUGUUGAAUGAUGGCAUCACACACUACCCUUGAAGAAAAAUUUGAUGAGCUACAAAAAGCAGAGGAAACACCCCAAAUUUCAGCACCAAAGAUACAAAAAGUGCCAGAGUAUCUCAGAAACAGAACAGAAUUUAAGAAGUAUUAUUUACCCAGGUUGAUGUCAAUAGGUCCUAUCCAUCAUGGCAAUGCAAAUCUCAAGUUAGGAGAGAAGUACAAGCUUAUGUGGGCAGCACAAUACAUCAAAAAAUAUACCAGCAAAAUUGCACUGGAUCUACACAAAAAAAUUUUAGAUAAAAUUGAUGAAUUGAAGGGUCUUUUUGCCGAGGAUGUUUUAACUGCUACCGGAGAGUCUCUAAAAGGCUUCCGUAGCCUUGACGAAAAGUUGUCAUGGAUUUUGUUCAUAGAUGGAUGUUCUCUGCUGUAUUUCUUGGCGGCAAUGAAUGCCGACGAUAAUCCAGAGGAAAUUUUGAAUAUUAUGCAUGCUCAACUAUUUCCUGUGAUGAUGGAUGUACUUUUGUUGGAGAAUCAACUUCCUUAUCUUGUACUGAAGCUGUUGUGGGAAAAAGAUGAUCAGCAUGAAUUGAUACAUAUCAUGAAUAAUUUCCUCGAAUAUACUCAUUGGACACCAGAAAAUGAGACUAAAUCUGAUAAUUCGGUCACACCAGAUAAUAACAUGACUUUGAGUUCAGUCAGGUCACGCAUUCAAACUUGUUUUUCGGUUCUGAACAAAAAGAAAGAAGAAGAAGAACAACAACAACAACAUAGUGUAUCAAUACCGAAUGAGUCUGAGUUACCAACUCAUCUUCUUGAUCUUCAGCGUAAAAUCAUCCUCUCCAAAUCUUCUUCCAAGCCGGGUUAAUGCUUGGGAUCACGGGUCUGGAACCGGGUCGGAGUGACCUGGCGGGAGAUUGAAGAUGAUGUUAAGUAUUUCUAUCAAUCCUAAUUGUAUAUAUACAACAUACCGCAAACU